UAAUCCCAGACACACAUCCACAGAGAGCAUGCCUAAAGAGGAGGAGAACUGUUGCAACAUUUAUGUUUAAUGGCCUAUGUUUAAGGAGUGCUUCUUUUUUUUCAGGCUUUUGGUCUGGUUUGACUAGUUCUGGAGGAGGGCUGGCAAGAAGGAGGGGAGAUAUACAGGGGAAAAGGAAGGUGUACAGAAAGACAGAAAACAGGUCAGCAGUGAAAGAGAGUAUGAAAGGUCUUUGGGAUCAGUGUCUAAACUGUCUCUCUGUCUCUCUUUAUCUGUGAAGAUAAAGCAUCAAGCGGACACACGAAGGAGAAAUCUGAAUCAGUGACUUGUCACUCUCUGGAUUCCUUGGGCUUGACAGACUGUGGAAAUUAUGUCCAGUUUCAUGUAUUACCUGCUCCCAGCAGUAGGGGGGUACACCAUAGUGUCCCUCUACCUGUUGAAGAAUCCACACAUCCUGCACAAGAAGAAGCGGACCGCCUUCCACUGCACACACAUCUCACACAGAGGAGGUUCUGGUGAGAGAAUCGAAAGCACCAUGGAGGCUUUCACACACGCAGUGGAGGUGGGCACAGAGAUGCUCGAGCUGGACUGCCACCUUACUCGAGAUGGCCACGUGAUUGUAUCGCAUGAUGAGAACCUCCUCAGGCAGACUGGGCUCGACGCCAACAUCGCCGAUCUAAACUUAGAGGAGCUACCACCGUAUAAGGAACAACUCGAGGUUACCUUUUACACAGGUCACUACAGCACUGGCUCGGACAGAAAGUUUGUCCUGUUAGAAGACGUCUUCCGCAAGUUUCCAAAGAUGCCCGUGAACAUCGAGGUGAAAGAGUUCAACACAGAGCUGAUUGAAAAGGUAUCUGGUCUUGUUAAGAAGUAUGACCGAGAGGACAUCACAGUUUGGGCAUCUAUGGAGUCAACGAUCAUGAAGGAAUGUUGUAAAGUGAAUUCCACUAUGCCUUACAUGUUCACAGUGACGCGUGGCAUACAGUUACUCCUGCUUUACUACACAGGCCUUUUGCCCUUCGUUGCAUUGGGUGAAAGUUUCCUGCAGUACUACCUGCCCCAAAUCUUCAACACGACUUACAUUCCAGAGCCUGGCAUUCUUAGGAACCGAUGGGUUAUCUCUCUCAUUCAAAAGUUGACUUUGAGGAAAGCAUUGCUUCAGCAUCUUAAAGACAGAGGAAUUCAAAUCCAUCUGUUUGUUUGUAAUGAAGAACGGGACAUCGAGGCUGCUUUUGCAGCGGGAGCAACUGGAGUCAUGACUGAUUAUCCCACUCUCUUAGCAGACUACCUUAGGAGGCACAGACAGGCCACAAGAUUGACAAGAUGAAUGUUGCACUGUAUAAUAAUAAUAAUAGUAAGAGGAAGAAGAAGAAGAAUAGUAGUGAGAAUUAUUUUUAAAUGAUUAAAGGUUUGUUUCAAAUGUAAAUAAAUAUAUAUAUAUAUAUUGUUAGAUCUACAAUAUUGAUUUUAAUACCCUUGUUCAUAUUAUAAACCGACUGACUUCCCUGUCUACUAGAUUGUACACUGAUUAGAAAUUCUUUUGGUUUUGCUCCAGAGUGCAGAUUUCAUCACCUUUGUGAGAACAUGGGGUUCUGGGGAAUAUUAGUGUCCAAUGGAAUAAAGCAAAACUAAACUAUU
Hemibagrus wyckioides is the source of this 1641-nucleotide messenger RNA. It is a transcript of the gene gdpd3a, whose product is annotated as glycerophosphodiester phosphodiesterase domain containing 3a. NCBI's taxonomy places the organism in Eukaryota, Metazoa, Chordata, Actinopteri, Siluriformes, Bagridae. The record is from RefSeq and is a predicted model, not a curated record. The coding region runs from base 371 to 1330 and encodes 319 amino acids. The transcript is spliced from 11 exons. Gene Ontology annotation, molecular function: phosphatidylcholine lysophospholipase A1 activity; phosphoric diester hydrolase activity. Gene Ontology annotation, cellular component: endoplasmic reticulum membrane. Gene Ontology annotation, biological process: glycerophospholipid catabolic process.